CUCCCGUACAUACAACGACAUCUUACAACCGCCACCCGUUGCAUACACGACCGCCGCACAGAACGGCCUCCUACCGCAUCAGCGUGUCUCUCCUUGGACUGCCAUCACUGUAUCUUUAGCCACACGAGACAUUCUUUAGCGCACAAGCAGCUGCGCUGUCCUGUCUAGCAAGAUGGGCAACACCACCAGUACUGUGCUGGACAACAUUGUCCAAGGGUCCAACUUUGACAGAGAGGAAGUCGACCGGUUAAGGAAACGGUUCAUGAAACUCGACAAGGACAACUCUGGCACAAUCGAGCGCGACGAAUUUCUCAGCCUUCCUCAAAUCUCUUCCAACCCUCUUGCGACACGCAUGAUUGCCAUCUUUGACGAGGACGGUGGCGGUGAUGUCGACUUCCAGGAGUUCGUCUCCGGCUUGAGCGCCUUCAGCAGCAAGGGCAAUAAGGAGCAGAAGCUACAGUUCGCCUUCAAGGUCUACGACAUUGACCGCGACGGCUACAUUAGCAACGGCGAGCUCUUCAUCGUGCUCAAGAUGAUGGUUGGCAGCAACCUGAAGGACCAGCAGCUGCAGCAGAUUGUCGACAAGACGAUAAUGGAGGCGGACCUGGACAAGGACGGCAAGAUCAGCUUUGAGGAGUUUACAAAGAUGGUGGAGAAUACGGAUGUCAGCAUGAGCAUGACUCUGGAUCAAUUUUAAAUGUUUGUUGAAAGGGGGUAAAAGGCAGCGUUGGUCUCGGGUAGACACCGCCAGGAAAGCGAUUUGUGGAUAAUGGAAAUAUAGCAGUUAUGAUAAUGAAUAUCUACAUUCAAGUUUCAAAUUU
Messenger RNA from Trichoderma atroviride IMI 206040, 821 nucleotides. RefSeq lists its product as uncharacterized. The record is from RefSeq and is a predicted model, not a curated record. NCBI's taxonomy places the organism in Eukaryota, Fungi, Ascomycota, Sordariomycetes, Hypocreales, Hypocreaceae. Gene Ontology annotation, cellular component: calcineurin complex. Gene Ontology annotation, biological process: protein dephosphorylation; calcineurin-mediated signaling. Gene Ontology annotation, molecular function: calcium-dependent protein serine/threonine phosphatase regulator activity; calcium ion binding; phosphatase binding.